Prunus armeniaca (apricot) is the source of this 1308-nucleotide messenger RNA. The record is from the annotation of a GenBank genome assembly. Lineage: Eukaryota; Viridiplantae; Streptophyta; Magnoliopsida; Rosales; Rosaceae.
AUGUCUUCUGAAGAUGGUAGCAAGUCACCAAGCUUUAAAGUGCUUUUGUAUAUGUGGGGAGGCUCCCAAUUAUACAAGAAGAGGUUCGUGGCUAAUCUGCAUCGCGUUAUAACUGAAGCUGAGUUCCAAAAGUGGCGAGCCGCUUAUGCUUCUGCCAUUCCUAAUAACGUGCAUGUCAAGCUGGUGAAGCCUUUGACUGAUGACAUGCGUUGCGUGGAUGCGAAUGAUCUAGAUGCUAGGAUCAUCACCUUCGGUCCUUUUUAUUUUUCCUUGGGCUUCACAUUCCCGCUGUCAAAUCUAAGCCGCAUCUUCAAGUUGGAUAUGACGGUACGAGAGUUCUUCUACUUCUUCGAAGUGAGGCACUAUGAGAAAUAUGCUCAAGUUCGCAUCUGCCAUGCCAAGAUGUUUAACAAUCUUAGUCAAGGAGAUCAUGUAUGGCACGAUGAUGUGUUUGAAGUCAGCGGAUGGUGGGAAGGCGAUGUUAGCAAUGGUUUACUUGUUCCCAUCACCUACUGCAACGUAAAUGACAUAUGCAAGAAGUUGGAACUUGGGCCGGACAUGGCUAGGGCUGGCCAAGCUUUGAACAUCUCCCUCGAAGUUUUGCGAGUGGCGCUAGUUGUUGAGCGAGUAUCUAGAGGAAGUCGGUUUGAUGUCAAGUCCUCAAGGGAUGAAGCUGCUUCUUCGCAGGAGAAAAAUGUGUCUCCGUUGAGGAAGAAGCAGCCAAAGCUCCCUUCUACUGAGAAGAAACAAGUAGGAAUUGUUCCCUUGUCAUCUACUAGGGUUAAACAUCUUGUUCGUGUAGAUAGCAAGAAGAUUGGCUGUACACGCAACCCUCAGGAUGUUCCGCUCAACCCUCCUGCUGACAAGCUUGGAGAUUGUGAUCUGCUCCACAAAAUGGUCCAUGAGCGAUCUAGCUCAAUUGUUGAGAGGCAAAGAGAUGUAGAUAUUCCUCUUCGAAGUUUGGGUCGUCUGCACCAGUCAAAAGACGGAGGUAAAACUGGGAGGUCUGUUCAUCCACCAAAUGAUCCAGUUGUUGAGUCACGAGCAGUCAAGCGUGGAGUUGAUUUAACGUCCUUAACUCCUUUGGAGGUGAGGUUGGCGCGCAAGUUGGAGAAGAAGAAUGCUGAAUUGACGAUGAUAUCUAAAUUGAAGAGUUCUCUUGCUGAGAAGGAUUCUGAGCUUAACUCUUUUGCUACAGACUUGGUCAGUAGAAAAGAUGCUUACUUCCGUCUUGAGCACAAAAAUGCUGACAUCUCCCUCAGUUAUGACAAGCUCCUAGCUAGAUUUCCUGCCAUCAUAGAUGCAUAA